Messenger RNA from Taeniopygia guttata (zebra finch), 13108 nucleotides. RefSeq names its product ubinuclein 2 (gene UBN2). NCBI's taxonomy places the organism in Eukaryota, Metazoa, Chordata, Aves, Passeriformes, Estrildidae. The record is from RefSeq and is a predicted model, not a curated record. Gene Ontology annotation, biological process: chromatin organization. Gene Ontology annotation, cellular component: nucleus.
GGGGUGGCAGCGGAGGAUGGCGGAGCCGCGCCGGGUGCCGUUCAUUAGCCUGUCACCCGUGCGGCGCCGCGAGGGCGAGAGCCCGGCGCUGGAGCGAGAGCCGGCGGGCCGCGACCCGGAGCCACCUCCGGCGGGCCGUGAGGCGCCACCGCCGGAACCGCCGCCGCACGAGCCGCCCAGCGACAGCGCUGCCCGCCCGGAGCCGCCCCGCGACCCCGGCCGGCCCGAGCAGCCACCGCAGCGGGAGCCCCCACGGCCCGAGCCGCCGCCGCUGCCGCCACCGCCGCGCCAGAGCGGGCGGCAGGAGCCGCCGCCGCCGCGGGAGGCGCUCCCGCUCCGCCAGACGGUCCGCCUGGAGGUGGUGCUGAAGGACCCCACCGAGGAGGGCUGCGUGGAGUUCAGCUACCCGGAGCUGCUGCUGUGCGGGGACUCGCGGAAGAAAUCGGUUCAUUUAGAGGAUCCAUAUAAUGAUGAACAACGUGAACGACAUGAAGUAGAAAUGCUUGCCAAGAAGUUUGAGGCAAAAUAUGGUGGCAAGCCCCACAAACAUCGGAAAGAUCGCCUGCAGGAUCUGAUCGAUAUAGGUUACGGCUACGACGAGACGGACCCUUUCAUUGAUAAUUCUGAAGCGUAUGAUGAAUUGGUUCCUGCAUCCCUGACAACCAAAUAUGGAGGGUUUUAUAUCAACACUGGCACGCUGCAGUUUCGCCAGGCAUCUGAAUCAGAGGAUGAAGACUUUGCAGAAGACAAAAAGCAUAGACCAACUAAAAUAGCAAAGUUGAAAGAAAGUGAAGAUCGUGGAAUGAAGAAACGCAAGCGAAAAGAUGAAGGGACAGAAAAGGAGAAGAAGCCUCGGAAAAUGAAAGUUCCUAAGCAGUUGGGAGUAAUGGCCUUAAAUUCACACAAGUCUGAGAAGAAGAAAAAGAAAUUAUAUAAAGAUUCGCUCUCUCUGGCUGCCAUGAUCCGUAAAUUUCAAAAAGAGAAGGAAGCCAUGAGGAAGAAGGAACCUAGUCCAAAAUCUCCAGUGACUGUUGCAACCUCUACCCCUAGUAAAAUUCCUUCCUCCUCUCUCAGUGCAGGAAAUGAUAUCUCUGACUUGAAUCUUAGGAUCAAUGAUCCUGUCCUCUCCAUUUUUGGUAGCACAAAUGAACCUGAGCUCCUGCAAGAAACUGAAAGUGCCCUGGAGAUGCUGGGAGACAUUGACUUUGACAAGUUGCUUGAUGGCACUUCUGAUGGCAGCCCGGGGUCUGAACUGUCAGGAGAGAAUGGAAAUGUCACUCAGGCAACCUACACCUCUCAGGUCAUGACACCCAAGCAGGUGCCUGCCCUCCCAGAAGGUCUGCCUAUGCUACUUGAAAAGCGCAUUGGAGACCUUCGAACAGCUGCCAAGAUGUUUGAUGAAGAAGGCAGGAAGAAGUUUUUCACACAAGACAUGAAUAAUAUUCUUCUGGAUAUUGAGCUGCAGUUACAGGAGGUGAAUCCUGCCAUCCGCAAUGGAGUGUACUCACACCUGGAGGCUUUCGUGCCGUGCAAUAAGGACACGCUGAUAAAACGCCUGAAGAAGUUACACCUCAACGUCCAGGAUGACCGCUUGAGAGAGCCAUUGCAGAAGCUGAAACUGGCUGUCAGUAACGUCAUGCCUGAGCAGUUAUGCAAGUAUCAAGAGGACUGUCAGGCCCGCAAUCAAGCCAAGAAUGCCAAGUUGCAAGCAGAAGAUGAACGAGAGAAAAAUGGAUCAGAGGAAGAUGAUGAUGAGAAACCUGGAAAGAGGGUUGUUGGACCCAGAAAGAAGUUUCACUGGGAUGACACAGUGAGGUCUCUGUUGUGUAAUCUUGUCAAGAUCAAGCUGGGAUGUUAUGAGCUAGAGCCAAAUAGAAGUCAGUCUGCUGAAGAUUACCUCAAAACCUUCAUGGAAACAGAAGUGAAACCACUUUGGCCUAAAGGCUGGAUGCAGGCAAGGAUGCUUUUUAAAGAAAGCCGAAGUGUUCACAAUCACCUCACUUCUGCUCCGGCAAAGAAGAAGGUGAUUCUGGCCCCUAAACCCAAAGUGAAGGACUCCAGUCCAAAAAAGGAACAGAAAACCUGUAUGUCUUCAGUCAAUUCAAGUUGUGCUUCUGUACUGAGUUCAAGUGCAGCUGUGUGCACCCCAGCCAGCUCUAGCUGCACAGCAGCUCCGGAGACGAUCUGCUUGGAUGACUCGCUGGAUGAAGACCUCUCUUUCCACCCACCCUCACUGGACUCUGUUUCUGAUGCUCUGGCAGUUAUCAAUAAUGGUGCCAAGGGGUCACCUCUUGGGUCUACCAUAGACACACCAACAUCCAGACCUCGCCCUGGGCUGAGGGAGGAGAAACUAGCAAGCAUUAUGAGUAAGUUGCCUCUGGCAACUUCAAAGAAAGUAGAGCCCACUCAAACAUCCCAUUCAUCAAGUCUUAUUGCUGGUCACACAGGGCCAGUACCAAAGAAACCCCAGGACUUAGUUCACACUGGUAUCUCUUCAGGCCUUAUUGCUGGAUCUUCAAUUCAAAAUCCCAAGGUUUCCUUAGAGCCUUUGCCAGCCAAACUACUUCAACAAGGACUACAGAGGUCAAGUCAGAUCCAAGCUGCUUCCUCCUCUUCUCAGACUCACAUUUCUUCCUGUAAGACUCAAGCAGCUAUUUCCACCUCCUCUCAAAGAACCAAGGAUAUCUUGGUAUCAUCUGCUGAGGCUCAAGGUGGUACUUCCUCAACAUCACAAGUGACAAAGGUGCACCAGCAUUCAGCUGUACAACAGAAAUACGUAUCUCCCUUACAAGCAACUAUUAGUAAAUCACAGACCAAUCCCGUGGUGAAAUUGAGUAGUAAUCCCAAACUCUCUUGCUCAUCACCAGUCAUCAAGGCUCAAGAUAAGUCUGUAGUGUAUCGCCUGCCUUUGUCUAAUCCCUCAUCCGGAAGUGGCUCUCAAGUGUCUCACCCACUGGUUUCUCGGACAACAUCCAGCACCUCUACCUCUAGUAACUAUUUAGCCAAGGCUAUGGUGUCACAAGUUUCUUCCCAGGGUUUCAAACCUCCCUUCUCCAUGGCUGCCUCUCCCAAACCUGCUGCCUCUCCCAAGCCCACUUCAUCUAAGCCCUCUGUGACACCGAAGCCCAAUGCAUCACCUAAAUUUUCAUCCAAGUCCACCUCAUCCCCCAGGCCUGCAACAACACCCAGUUCUUCCAGUUCAAGUGCACUAGUUUCCCAGAGUAGUCACUCCAGCAACAACCCCCUUCAUAAACAGACCGGUGGCGUAAAUAUCAGCAGGCAGUCUCCUACAGUGAAUUUGCUGUCCUCUAAUCGCACCUCAGGCCUUCAGCCUGCAAAAAACCCUCAGGCUUCUUCAAAAUUGCCCAACUCUUCUCCUUCUGGAACUGUUGGUAAAAAUAAUCUGGGUGGAGUUGGAAUGAAUGUACCUGCCAGCAGAGGCAGUAACCUUAACUCAAGUGGAGCUAGUAGGACUAGUCUGUCUGGGGGAGCAGGAAGUGGAACACAGGGUGCUACUAAACAAUUGUCAACUCCACACAGACCAUCUUCUGCCUCAGGGUCUCCAGUUGUAGCAGCCAGCGUGCAGUCAACAGCAGGAGCAUCGUUACUGGCUAAUGCCUCACCUCUGACUCUCAUGGCAUCACCCCUGUCUGUGACCAGUCAGAACGUGACAUCUGCACCAUUAGCUCCUUUUGGGAUGCUGGGUGGCCUUGUUCCUGUGACUGUGCCCUUCCAGUUUCCCUUGGAGCUGCUUGGCUUUGGGACAGACACAGCUGGAGUGACAACCACCUCGGGAUCUACCUCAGCGGCUUUCCACCACAGCCUAACUCAGAACUUACUGAAGGGUUUACAGCCAGGUGCUCAGCAUGCAGCAACACUGUCUCACUCACCUCUGCCUGCUCACUUGCAGCAAGCUUACACAGAUGGAGGCCAAAGUAAAGGGGACACUAAGUUACAGCGGAAAAACCAGUGACUUCUGGACAAGCAAGGGAGCUGAAGCAGUUCUGGUUGGCUGACAGAAUCUGCCCAGUUGGGAAAGUGCUUAUUGUCACAGGGCUGCUGUUUCUGUCAAUGUUUACAUAUUCUGAUCCUAAGCACUGUGGUGAGAGGAAGAAGAAAAAUAAAACAAUACUUGAUCAAAGAGAGAAGGAAAAGGAGGACUGGUCCUCCUGGUCAUGCAGACUGGUCAUAGUUUGGUAUUGCCUAAAGAAACAACCUUUUUUAUCUGCUCUGAUUGGCUCUUAAAAGAAAUUGAUCGUCAAACCCACAGCAGCACCAACAUUUUAUUUCUGGAUGAAGUACAAUGGAAAGUGGAAAUGGUGAAAGGUGCUAGAAUAGGUUUCUCCAUUCAUUGCAUAAAGUGGAAUCAUCCACUUCCUUAGUGCCCAAAGUGCCCAGUAUGUGUAGGUCCUGAGUGUACUAUAUGGUUGUGGACCAAAGGUUAUGUAGAAUAGAGAUGGUGCUGGGAUACUUUGCAUUACAAUUAAACCUUUAGACAAAAGCAGUUUCUGAUAAUGGGCAUUUAUCCAGCUUUUGAAGGCUGUUUCACUUUAGGGAGCCUACAGAUGUAUGCAGUCUCAAUAGAGAGUUGUCUUCAAAAACAGAUCUCCUGGUACAUCAAUAUGUAAGACACAGACGAUUUGAUUUAUUUUCAGGGUUUUUUAAAGUACAAAAGUUCUUAUUUAAGGGAGGAAGGGGAUAGAAAUUCAUUAACAUGAAAAGAAACCCACAUUUUAUUGGUCAGACUAGCAUUUUCCCACUUUUUUUUUUAAAUCGCGCUAAUGUUUCAAUAUUUCCAUUUGUUAAACAUUCUUUACCUUGUGCUUAUUUGCUACUGGAAAGAUACUCUCUUCAUGUCUUUCAUAAACCACAACCAGUUCUUUUCUCAUUCUAAGGCUUCAUCUUUUAUCUAACUCCUCCCAGAAGCCAUGCAUUAUAUUGAUUUGCUAGUUAAAGUAAGCCGAUUGUGACCUAUUCCAGAGUCAGAUUAAUACUGCUUCAGGCAUUAGCCAAAGAGGAGUCGUUCAAAAGCGACCAGAGGUGCCUUCUCUUCUGGGGGCUGAAUGGGUUGUCUCCAGCAUUUCCAGCCCCUGCUGGCCUGGGGAGUUUGACCUGAACUCUUUCUUACAUAGCAGCACAGGACUUCAGAACUUGCUUUGUUGUUUUUUUUUUUUUCUUUGAUAAUAAUACAUCAACUGGUUCACAUGUAAGAUUAGGAAGCAUCCAGCACGUGUUGCACUUUUGACACUAGCACAGAAGUUUGCUGUUGUGUCCCUUGAGCUGUCAGAUGAAAGGUGAGAAUGGCAGAAACUAAAAUAAGUCAUAGGGAAAAGGAGCAAAUAAAUCAGUAUAAUGCCCUUCUUCUUUAAACCUGAAACAUUCCUUUGACCAGAGAUGCUGAAAUUCUUAGCAGAUAGUUUUUCUGGUAGUUUGACAUGAGGCUGAACCAGACACUACUGGUUAUCUCACACCUUUAGAGAGACUUUGACCCCUGAAUAAUGGCUCUUCAGUGUAUUUUGCUAGAUUACUUAGAGCUUGCAGGUUUCUUUUACAUGUGAUUUAUUUUUCUUAGAUCAGACAACAAUUUCUUUUCUAUUUAGAGCUCAUUUUAAUUUUAUAUAAAUAUAUAUACAUAAAUUUAAAAUAAUAUAUAUUGUGUAUUUAGUAUAAAAAUGUUGGGUUGAGCUCAGCAAUAAAUGUUUUUGCACAACACUUCUGUGAAAGACAGAUUGAAUUAAGAUGCAUUAGUUCAUUAGUUUCACUCCACAGCAUCUGCCAGUUAAAUGCUUUUUAGCUGGUGCUAAUGUUUUGUAUGUGAUGUGUUGAUCAGAUAAGCUUGCAUCUCCAUUGAGGUUUAGAGUUGAAACACAAACGCUGUGUAGACCCUGGCAUUAAUACUGCACAAAUUCUUUCAAAAUACCAUCAACUAUUUAGAGUGCAAGCUUCAUCUGAUAUUUUUUUCUUUUCUCCAGGAAGGGUUGAAGGAAGCCAACUUUUGCUUUUUGAGGCCAAACAGUUCUGAUAGGAUGUUAAUUCUCUGAACUGUGUCAAACCUGAACAAUGCAUGUAGCUAGGGGAGUUGUGGCAGUGAGCCAUUGGGCAGCAAUAUAUUUAAAGGACCCUGUCCUAAGAGAGUUCUACCUCUUCUGUGUUUUCCUCAUCAAGGCAUCCCAUUCAAAUUGUCAUCUUUUGUCUUCAUACUUACUGAAAUUUUAGACUGGGAGACUUGGAGCCCUUUAUGACUACAGCACAAAUUCCCUUUCAACAUUCAUUUCUUCCUAGAAGUAUGCUUCAUCUUCAGGUGAAGAAUAUCCUCUCUAAAUGUUAAGGGUAGGAGUAGUCCUACCUCUGUGUCCUGUUGAGCUUCUCAGUCUUGGGAAACAAGUAACCUAAUACUUACUGUGGAAAUAGAUACUAGGAUGAUGAAAAUAAAGAUGACCAUACAUUGUUUGUGACAUCAGUUCAAACAACCCCCCCAGCAGGUAACUCUUUUCAGUCAUUAUACUCCUGUUAGUCAUUAUGCUCCUGAGCAUCUUUUCAAUGAACGGCAUUGGGGAUGGGGACCCUUUACUUGCUGUUUUCUAUUGUCCUUGGUUAAACCUAGCAAGGUCAAAUCAAAGGAUGUAAUAGGGUGGUUCCCAGAGACCUUUGCAGGAAACAUAGACAGAAUGGGAAAGAUUACUGCAACAUUUGAAUGCAAAAUUAGGGUAAUGUUUUACUAUUUUCUGCACAGCAGCUCUUCUGAAGACAUUUCCCCCCCCCAAGUUUUUACUACUUUUUAAGGGCCUUUGUUAAUAAAUAAACUGUAGUUGUACAUACUAAAUAAACCCUCAGUAUUCACAAGCAAUAAGAAAGCCAAGUAGAGCUGUCUUUUCAGGCAGCAGGGCUGAACUUGGUUUGGGGACUGUAUACGAGCUAGCGUGUCAAGCUCUCUGAAAGCCCCAAACAAAUGCAAGCAAUAACUUCAAACAUAGGUUUUAGAUGUUGAAACUGUCUGGGUAGUAUUCCCUGCUACAUGACCCAAAGUCCCAAAAACCAUGGUAGCUAUUUGAAAUUAUUUGAGACUCUUGCAAAGAAAGAGGGCAGGCAAGAUGAAAAACAGGCUGCAGAGUUUCCUGAUACCUUGGACUAUAACUGCAGUGUUCGCCCAUUCCAAGACACAAAUGGCCUAAGUCACUCUGUCCAGCCUUCUCUGUUGAUUUGAGAAACAUGUCUAAAUACUGAUCAACUGAGUCACAAGUGCGGAUGCUGUGGGUUUCACAUCUGUUUUCUGCUAAUCAGAAGAAACUUUUAAAUUACUUGGGUUCUGCUUUGUGUUUGAAUCUGAUAAAAGUUGUCUUAUGCAUGGAUUUAGGGGUGGGACAGGUGCUAAAAGCCUGUUCCUUCCUGCAGUCCCAUCACCUGACCCUUCCUCCACACUCCUUCUCCACUUGGUGCAAGACCCUUGAGGACAUGAAAACAGAGAAAUCUGCAACUCUCCCAAGCUGCCAUCAAUUGUGCGAACCAGUAACCCUCUGGGAGUCACCUUGGACUCCAACUAACUUUAUCACAUUUGCUGCUACAUUUGUAAAAUGAACUUUUGGCUGUAUUUAUUAGCAAAUUUUAAUCUAGUUUACAGGGGUUUUUUUGUUUUAUUUUGAUUAGCUUUUGCCCACAGUUGGAUUAGAAGUGUUUGGGUUGAUGGGUUUUUUGUUUCAAUUUUUUUGUUUGUUUGUUUUUGAGUGAAUUGGUGAAAGCACAGUGGUCCCUCUUCUGCUUUUGUUCUGGAUUUUUUUUGAAGAUGGCAUUGCAGGGAAAAUCUACAGCCAAACCAAACUGAGGAAGGCUUUUUCCCAUACCUAACUUUCAUCUUUUGCUGAACUGGGGGAAAAUCAUUAAAGGGACACUUGGGUUUUUUGUUUGGGCUUGUUAGUUGUUUUGUUUUUGGUUUUUUUUCCAUAAAAUGAACCAGAAGGUUAAAGCAUUAGGCAAACAACUAAUUCAUUAACACUUAUAUGCAAUUUUAAUUUUAUAGAAAUUCUUAAGAAGGUUGCUAGACUUAGAUUUGUCCAAGCUCUGGUGAAAUGGCUGUUACCCUUCAUGACUUACUUGAUUCAGGCCUUUGUCCUUUGUUUAAGUGCCUUUUUUUUUUUUUUUUUUUUUUUAAUUUUAUUUCCCUACCCUCUUUAAACUUUUCUCAGCGAUCCUGAAGUGCUGGAAAGCAUUUUGGAGGAAAAUCUUAAGCUUGCCAAGAUGGCAUUAUGCUGUUAAACUGGGGUUUUUCUCCCUUUUGUAAAGGAAAAAAAACAAAAUCACGUGUGUAUUGUAUGUAACUUCACAGCUGCUGUACUGUGGCAUUGGUUCUGUGUCCUUGUGCAUUCUCUCUCUCACACACACACGUGCACACACACACAAGCAAUAUUCCUGAAACCUGUUCAUCCUUCUCCAUUCUCCUGGCUCUGUUAAAUACUACUUCAAGGUUGAACAUUUGUGCAAAGACGACAGUACAAUAAAAGAGUGUGUGCAUGAGUGUGUGUAAAAGUGCAUGAGAGAAAGGAAGUGGCUAACAGGAAUGAAACUUGUUGCAUUUUUCUCUGAAGUUUCUGAAUUGGUUUCUUAAUUAGAUCACAAGUAAAAUAUUAUGGGCCCUGUUUGGCAACCUUAAUUACUGGACUGCUUCACACAAUCACUGAGUCUGAGGCAGAGAUGUGUGGCUGACAGCCCCAAGGAGCUGGGAGGUAAAUAAAGUUAAAAUAGCAGCUAGCAACAUAUUUUAAUUGAGAUUAACUGCAAGAAUCUUGUGUGCAGCUGGUCACAUCUACUUUAUACCAGUUACUGCAAGGAUUCUCACAUUUACCAAAGUUGUCACUUUCCACCAAGCAUCCUAUGUAAGAAAGAAUAAGGCAAAACCUGCAAGAGUGCAGGCGCUAAUGGAGUUUAAAGCUUGCUGUGGUUCACAUGCUGCCUAAGUCAUUCACCAUGACGUCAUGGCGUACUUUUCAAGUUGUACUACUUCUCAGUUUGUUGAGAUUUCAUUAGUGGUUUCUUCUCUUACUAUAAUGAACAGUAAGUUCAUGUGUUCUUAGCUGCAGAUAAACCCUCAUAAUAGUAUCUGUGCUUGUUUCCUUCUUCUCAGACAAAAUUGGCUAUCUGCAAUAGAUGAUCUACUGAUUUUAACAGCUUUGUGCUUGAGGAUCUAUCUAACUUAUGAUUAUUAUAAGCAUGAAUACCUGAAAUUAGCAAUUCACUUGUGGACCAAGUGCCAAACUUAAGGUAACAUGCAUAUGCAUCACUAGACUGUUGUAGUUCUAGUGAUGUGCUUCCCCUAGGGAAGAUCUAAUUUUGAGUUGCAAUAUGAAAAGGAAACAUUUAUGUUGCAGAGUUGGAAUGGAAUGAGGAGUCCUUCAUGGGUGGAGAACCAGUGUGGAAACCAGAAAAUAUGGUACCAAAUACAUUCCUGGCAGAGAAUGGCCUCAGUUCUUGGCUCGUCUUCACAUGUUUGAGUUAACCUGUUACGCAAACUAUGCCAUAAGCGGAUUUUUCCUACCAAUCUAAUGGUGCCAGUCAAAGAUAGGAUUAUUGCUGGUAGCUCAGCCAGCUGGAGUGGUAGUUGAGGGUGCUCCUUCAUCUGUCUUAGGUGCAUCAGUGAAGUUACUUCAGUGAAGUUUACCACAUUCACCAAUUACGUUGUUUAAUUCCUUUUGAACACACAUGCUCUUGAUCUUGGGCUGAUAUGUGGGAUGAGGAAUCUACAGCUGGUGAUGAUGGCUGACUGUUGCAGUCUUUAACAAAUGCAGCUGUGGUAAAAAAUCUGUGUCUGUCUACUGCUUAAGAAAUCACUGCCAAAAUAAUCAGCCAGAAGUAUGCUUACUGGGCUACUGGAAAAAUAACUGUUGUGUAGGGAAAUACUUUGUUUGUGAAAACUUCUGGUGAGGGUUCAUCAUCCUUUUUCUAUCAUGCAGUGAUCCCUUGCUGCUGUAAUAGCCUUUUGGGGCUCUAGAAAGCCCUGGUGCCGCUGAGAGUUAUGCUGAGAGAUCAACAUGACCUGGAAUUGGCCCAAAACUGGGGAAGUACAAAGAUUCCCUGCAACUGAUUUUGCACACUCAUAAGUAAAACUGCUGUUGUCAGUAGUCACAGAUAUAGGCCUGUCUUUUGUAGCCAUUUUUGACAGCUGUAGUUCUACCCCAGCCAUCACCAUGUUUUGUAUUUAGAAGCGUGUAUCAGUCUCUGCCAUUGCUGUCACCUCCUACUUAAACAACAACCAUUCACUACUAAGUUUUUCUUUAUGGUGAAGUAAUCCCAACCAAGCAAUAUACACUGUAUUUGGCUCCUAUCAUGUGCAAUACUAAAAGGGUUUUUGUUUCUUCCUAGCAAUGUGUGCAGAUGCAUUUUAUCAAUAGUCAUAUUUGCUAUUGUCUAGUACCAAGAGCAAAAGAGUGGGAGAAUCAACCAAAACCAGUCAGAAGAUGCCACUAUCAUAGACCAAACUGAGCAGUUGCUGAGGUAGACAGAGCUUCAUUGAGACUGAGCAGAUUUCACCAGAGUGGGGGAAGAAACUUUUUGUGUUCUCAGCUUUUUCCAGCUAAGGCCUUAGUUUGUUAGUCACUAAUAUCAACUAUGCAGAUAAGUAUUUACGUGUUUCAGUGUUACAUGCAUUCCUUUCCCCAGCUACCCCAGCUAAUAUUGAAAUUUUACCCAAAGAAAAUUGAGUAUUUUUGAAUGUCUGUAAUGCAGAACUUUUUGCUAACAUGAAAAAAAAAAAAAAAACUUAUUUUAAAAAAGAAACCCUUUCACUGGUGCAACAUGUAAUGUCAAGUGUCAAAAAGUUGCUUGAGAGGGAAGCUAAAAUCACUUCUUGUGACAGGUUUUAGUCUGAGAGUUUUAUAGAAUAUUCAGCUCUCACAAUUGGAUUAGGAAGCUGGAAAAAUGUUUUUUAAUGUACAGGUUGGAUUUGGGAAGAAACUCUUGAGACAUCCCAGGUUUCUUUCCAGCAUGUGAAGUGAAUUAAAUUAAUUUCUAACUGAUAUGAAGUUGCUUCUAAACAAGGGGAGUUACCAGCUAAAUAAAAACUAAAUCCCAGUCCCCAGGUAUUUCUCACUGGUCUUUUAGUCUUGUUGUAUGUGACUACAAAUAACAAUUUAGCUCAGAGGUGAGAAUUGUAGUAUGUGUUUUAUUGCUGGUGAUUCCAUCAUGUAGCAAUUAGUACCAUGUUCUUGCAUAGUUAUCAAGAUCUGUACUGGAAAUAGAUGGAAAAAUUUUAUUUUUGGACUACUGUUUAAAAAAAAAAAACAACAAAAUUACUACUUUUUACCCCCAAAAAGUCUACUGAGGAGCGCUAUAUUUUAGCAGUUAAACUAGUAUCCUUGUUAAUGUGAUUUGUCUCUUGUAGUCUUUUACUGAGAGUUAGCAGCAUUUAAUGAGUAAUCCUUAAAAAGUUGCCAUUCUCUAGCUUAAGGUCAGGUGCGUAUAAUAAAAAGGCAUCUGUGCUGAUAUCUUCUGGUGAUAUAAAAUCUCUAUGUUCAGAAUACUUCACUGGGGGCAAAAAAUCAGGUGAGGGUGCAAGUCCCUUUAGGCCUGCCUGUUAAAAGAGGGUCAGUGACGAGUGCCCUGCGCAGCUAAUGGCAGUGGGGAAUAUCCCCUCAACAGCAGUUUGGCCUCCAUAUCCUUUGUUUGGUGUAACUUUUAAUAUAUAUAUAAUAUAUGUUAGCAAGUUUGGAUAUAACCAGUUUAACUAUCUGACUUGCUGUGAUCCCCCAGACAAUGAAGGGCUGAGAAACUAUUUUACUGCCUUUCACUGAGGAGCUCAGAACAAAAAGCUGGAGGAAUUUUUUUUUUUUUUUUAAUGUUAUUAACACGUCUUAAAUCACAGCUAGAAUUCUUUGCAUUCUUUGGCUUCAAACAAAGGAGUGCAGAGUUACUAUGAGAUGGCAAACCUGUUUGAGUUGGUGAUUCCUGUGAUGCUGUCCUCAGUCCAGCAUGAAUUUGUACAAAGUCACCUUCCUCCUGUGAACACUCGCACAUUCCGGGUCAUAGGGCUUAGCGAUGGAGAGAGGAUCCCAACAGCUUUGUGCUUACCUGAUGAGCUCUCCAGGGAAACUGCCCCAUGAAAUGCUCCCCUCAUGUGACAACAAGCCUGAGCAACAAAAUGCAGCUACAUUUGGGUGGUAAGCGCCACUUUCAUUUGGAUUUUUUAGGGAGGUGUGUUCCAAUAACUUCAAGGUAUACUGUGUUUUAAAUGUGUGGUUUCUUUCCUCUCUCCUUAUAAAACUGGACCUGAACACAACUUUUGAGUUGUUGGGGUUUGUUCUUGGUUUGGUUUGUUUUUUUUUUUUUCUUUGUAAUAAUCUCAGGACCUGAAAGAUUGUAGCAUUUAGUGUGUCUUAAAAAUGAUGUACUGUACCAGCCAUGGAUUUUGUAAAUACACCUGUCUCCCUUUUUUUGUAUUUUAAUUUUUUAAAAGUGUGUAAGGCUCUUUGCCAGAGGAACUGGUGCCUGCUUUAUCUCCAUCCUGAACUGAAGCAGGAACAGGAAGAAGCUGCUGCCUCAAAAGCCUGCGUCAGUUCCAAUGGCUAUAUGGGACAGUUUAAUGGCUGUUAGUCUUUUGUUAGUUGGGAAGCUGGUUAGUUCCCUGCACAUUCCCAGUUGUGGCUAGCAGAGCCCUGUCAGGGAGGCUAAUUUUAACUCUCUUCUAUGUUACUACUUGACGUUUUCACUCCUUCCAGGUACUCAGGUUUCCUAUCCCUGAGCAGUCCAAUGCUUUCAGAGGUCAGGAUUAUUGGCCCUCUGUGAGAGUAACUGGAGAGCAUUUCACUUUUAUCAGUGCUCGGAUCCAAACACAGUCAUGGGGUUCGUAUCCUGCAAACCUUGUGGGUAACGCUGCCUUCACCUGUUCAGAAGGGACUUGCCCUUUUCUGCUUUCCUGAAAGGAGCGCAAGCUUUUUUUGGCAGCAGACUUUGCUCUGGGAUCCACCCUUGCCGGCAGACCCCUGUUCUGCAGUAGGAGCCUUACUCAAUUUGGCGUAGCUGUUCCCUGUCCCUGACUGCGACAGGCUUUUUCAUGAGUGUACUUUUCUGUUUUUUAUGUGUCACGUGUCUGUGCUGUAUUAAAUAAAGAGGAAUGUACAUAUUA